Eruca vesicaria subsp. sativa (arugula) is the source of this 938-nucleotide messenger RNA. Lineage: Eukaryota; Viridiplantae; Streptophyta; Magnoliopsida; Brassicales; Brassicaceae. The record is from the annotation of a GenBank genome assembly.
AAAACAUACAUAAAUGUUAGUUUGUAAGCUUUCGACAUUUUUUAGCAUAUAACAAAUGUAUGUGCAGCUAUAUAAGUUUAGAAACAGAGCUAGCUUUUAGAACUCAUCGUAGUAACACACAAGUUCUCUUAAUUUAUUCCACAUCAAAACUCCUGUCACCUUCUUGAAGUUCCACUACCUCCAACGAUGAAGACAUCACUGCCGUCUCUCUCCUUCUUUCUCCUCCUGCUCCUACCAUUGCUAGCUCAAUCCUCCGACGAUCUUAUUGACAAAAUCUGCAGAGUGACGCCGUUCAUCGACCUCUGUGAAGGCUCUCUCCGCCCUCUCACUCCCUCACCUUCCGACCCCAAGUCUCUAGCCUCCGCAAUGGCUUCCGUAGUUCUAGGUAACAUGACUGAUACCUUAGGAUAUAUCCAAUCUCUGAUCAGACACUCUCACGAUCCGGCGGCGGAGCGAGCACUGGCGCAGUGUGCUGAGCUGUACCGGCCGGUGGUCAAGUUCAACAUUCCUCAGGCGAUCGAGGCAAUGCGGCGAGGGGAGUUCGGUUUCGCGACGUAUGUGCUCGGAGACGCAGAGAAACAGACUGAUACGUGUCAGAAAUGGAUCAACAGUGCCGGUGCUGAUGAUGAGAGCUCGGUGGCUCUUACGGCUAGAAACAAGCUGGUUAAGAAUCUUUGUGACGUGGCAAUAUCUGUGAUUAAGUCUUUGAUGAAGGGUCGUUGAGACAAGAAUCUCUGUUUCUGUUGCAAAUAAUUAUUAUAUAUAUACAUAUUUGUAAUUAUUGUCUCGAAUAAUUUUAUUUUUAUCGAUUCGGAAAAUUAAUAAGUAAUUUACACAAAGAAUAAUCAUCAACAAACUGAUUCUUGAGAGAGUUGGAAGUAACCAAUUUAAUCUGUAUCCCACCCUUGUAAGUUGUAACUCUCUGUUGAUGAUAAAUG